AAAUGAUAAAAUAAAUAAUAAUUUUCAUUAAUUUCUGAGUUACAGCGUAAAAAGAAUAAAUUUAUGUUUAUAUUUAUUAGAUGUUAAUGAAAAAUAUUGAAAAGAAAAUAUCUAAGAUAUAUGCUUUUAGACACGUAUACUUGUUAAAUUCGACAUUAAAUAUUUCUGUUGAUUAAUUCUAAUUAAUUAAAAUUUAUACAAAAUUUUGUACCUUGGUAGUUUACAUCGAUAAGUCGAGGAGUGGCAAAUUAAGCUGAAUACGUAAGCUAUUCUGUCUCAGAAGCGAUCUUCAGUAAACUUUUAAUCAACAUGCCUGUCAACGGAGUUCGUGUACUGCCGGACAUACCGAAGAAUAUGCUGAACAUGGAGAUCUUGAUUCGAGAAUUCGAGACUGGCUCGAUGUCGGCUAAUGGCUGUCGGGAUACCGCAUCGAAAGCGUCAAGUUUGAAGGACGGUAACUUCGUCAAGAAGAUCGUCGAAGCUUACGAGUCAAGCGUAUGGAUGGCUAACGAGAAUAGUCAGCGGGAACGAGUUAAGGAAAGAUCCAAUUCCUUCAACACUUUUGAUGUCAUUCACAAUCGGAAAAGCGACUCGAGUCUCACAAUAUAUGACGCACCAAGCUCGCAAUGUCGAAAGAACUUAAACGAAAAAUUCGAGAUCUUUUCGACUCCAUUCGAGUCACACGAGGUCGAAGAUGAUUUCGUAAUUUUUAAUCGGUAUCGUUCGGAGAGCAGCGAGAAAACGGGGACAUGGAUGAGAUCUUCUUCUAAAAUCAAUAUGUACAGCUCCAUGGGCGAGCUAUUGACGAAUGCACACUCUAACCCUUUGAAAAGGAGUGAAACAUGGAAUCUGAAGAAAAGAGAUCAAAAGUUGAAUGCUAAAACGAAGAAUAAAGUAAUUUGCUCAAGCCCUUUGGAGGAUGUUGAAGACAAAGAUUUAAAUUGCGGAUCUCUUGACGAUAUCUUGACAAGUUCUUGCGACUCUAGCAGCAAUAACAGCUACAAAAACUUCCAAACCAAUCUGUACAACUUCGAAAAGGAACAAUGGCAGCCUGAGUUCGCCUCGACUUCAUUGUCAUCGUUAAAAUCUUGCUCGGAAUUGUCGCGCAAUAAUAUAAAUAGUGCUGAUGAUAGUCUACUGGACUCAUCUUUCCAAGACGUAACUGUUACAUCUCCUAAGGAUACUCUGAAGACCCGAGAGAAUCUUCAAGAUUCUGAACCGGUUUCAAGUUUGUCGUCUGAUUUCGACCAGAAGUUGUCGCGAACAGUUGCCGCUUCGUUGAAUGACGAUCAACUGAUCGACAACGAUAUCCGCAGGACGUGGAUGUCAACACUGGGCAAGAAGUUGUCGCGAAAGAGACCGCUGAAAAAGUUGUUGGAGUCAUUCAACACUAAGUUAUCGAUCUAUAAGAAAGUCUGGAGAAAAUCAAGCAAAUCAGCAAAGAAGCAGCCGAAGGAGUACAACUCCGACUCGGGAUUUACCGAACGAUUUCUGUCCUCAUCGUCCUCUUCCUCGCGCAAGUCUUGGUGCUCCGAUCCCGAUGUUGAAGGGGAGCCACCGGCACCGCCGACUUUUACGACCUUCGGCCGCACGAGAAACACUUGCGUCAGUGACAAAACCUGGCCAAAGAGUUCUCGCAUGAUCCUUAUUGAAGUGCCCCGCAAAGAAUUCACGAGCGAUUCUAAGCCUUUCGACUCAAGCCUCUGGGUUCAACCCCGUUCAACCAUCUCCCGCAAAGAGAACUGCGAGACUGUUGAACCAUCACUGAAGAGCACAAUGCUCCCGAGUUCUUCAAAGUUCGAGGUCUCCUGCGGAUACCCGCCGCUUUCUAAGCACCCUUAUCUGACCCGAAACGGGAUCCCCAAACAUCCCUUCGUCGCAAAGACAAAGCUGGAUCAAGAGACAGAGGAAAAGUCGAUAGAGGAAGAAGAGAUGAAAUGCGACGCAAAGGAACGGGAAUCUGAUACGCGGGAGUUGGAAUCUUCAAAUACGUCUUCUAUAAUUCAAACUGAACUGCAUCUCUCGUGCUCCAAGAUGUCCGAGAAAUCGUUGGGUUUAUCUCCAAAUAUAAACUGCGAUUUGUUGAGAUCACGUCCGUGCAAGUCAACGUCGGAACUCGAUAGGCUCGUUCCUAAGCAAACACCGAUCCAUAAUAUCCAUAUGUGCAGUACAGAAUUCUUAUCUACUAUGCAUAAUAAUCGAUACAUGAAGAAAGAGUCGGCUUCUUUUGACCGUUAUGCCACCGUGACUCCGAAGAACCUGAGAUUCUUCAUGUCGCGGGAGAAAUCACAAGCAAUCGAAAGGAGUCUCAACGCCUAGAAGGACAUCGACAACAUUUCCCCUCAGGACGGACUUUCGACUAGGUGGAAUUUUCCAGAUCACGAUUUAAUUAAACUUCGUCGCCGAACUACGUGACGCUGGAUAGUAAUUAAUUUAAAUUACGGUCGAGCUUUUCACAAUCGAGUGUUUAAAAAUUACUUUACAACCGUUCGACAUGUAUUUAUGAUUCAAACUGUGCACGUCACUUCACUUAGUUUUAGGGUCGAUUCUUAAUUUUAUUGGCGCCCUUAGGCCGACGUGAUUUGGAUUUAUGCCGAUUUCUAGCAUCCGUUGCUUACGCCGGAAUAGUCGGCAGAUCAUUGGCAGACGAUGAAUUUAGUCGCAUCAAUCCACUUUGACGUAUUGAUAUUAAUUAAUACCGCAAAUACUGUUGUUAAUACUCGUUAAGCUCAAUAGGAUUCCAACUUAAUGAGAGAAUUUUGACUGAUAAUUUAAUUUAUCUAUUUAUUUAUUUAUUUAGUAAGCCAUUUACAUUUUUCUAUGACAGUGCUCAACGAAGUUGAGUGUCUUUUUUGUGUCUUAUAAAU
This is a messenger RNA of Monomorium pharaonis (pharaoh ant), 2867 nucleotides long. RefSeq lists its product as uncharacterized. Lineage: Eukaryota; Metazoa; Arthropoda; Insecta; Hymenoptera; Formicidae. The record is from RefSeq and is a predicted model, not a curated record.